Messenger RNA from Paraphaeosphaeria sporulosa, 816 nucleotides. Its product is annotated as SWIB-domain-containing protein. The annotation marks the transcript as partial. The transcript has 4 exons. Gene Ontology annotation, molecular function: RNA polymerase I cis-regulatory region sequence-specific DNA binding. Lineage: Eukaryota; Fungi; Ascomycota; Dothideomycetes; Pleosporales; Didymosphaeriaceae. Gene Ontology annotation, biological process: nucleolar large rRNA transcription by RNA polymerase I; transcription initiation at RNA polymerase I promoter. The record is from RefSeq and is a predicted model, not a curated record. Gene Ontology annotation, cellular component: RNA polymerase I upstream activating factor complex; nucleus.
CCCGCAGAGCUCCCGCCCGAUAUCGCGGAACAGUACUCGGCCAUCAUUGACAGCAUCCUCGAGGAGGCCGACCUGAACACCAUCUCGGCCAAACGUAUACGGAAGGGCCUGCAGGAGCGUCUGGGCCAUGACAUCUCCGGCGAGAAGCAAGCCGUAACCAGCCUCAUCAUGGCGCGCUUCGACAAGUUCAACGCGGAACAGAACGGCGGCCCCGAGCCCGAGGAGCCCGUUCCCAGCGUCGAGGCACCCACGAAUGGGCACGCAAGCAAGCGCACCCCCGACGACGAUUCGGCCCUCUCGGAGCUUGACGAUUCUCCGCCCAAGAAGAAGCAGAAGAAGCACAGAAGCACCGAGGACGACGACGCUGCAUAUGCGGCCAGACUCCAGGCCGAGGAGAACAUGGCGUCACGGGCGAGGUCGACCAGGGGUGGCAACACCAAGAAGAGGGCUCCCGUGCAGAAGAAAAAGAAAGAGAAGAAGAAGAGCGCGACUAAGGUCAAGGACGACGACGAUAGUGACAUUGCUUCGGGAAGUGGGGGCGAAAAGAAAUCCCCUAAGCGGACGGGAGGUUUCCACAAGCCCAUGAACCUUUCUGCAGCCCUGCAGGAACUUCUCGGUGAAACCCAGCUCUCAAGACCGCAAACCGUCAAAAAGAUCUGGGAGUACGUCAAAGCUCGCGACCUUCAGGACCCUGCCGACAAGCGCCAGAUCCGCUGUGACGAUGCCAUGCGCGCCGUUUUCAAGCAGGACAGUGUCCACAUGUUCACUAUGAACAAGAUUCUCAACACGAACCUAUACCCCGUUGAAGAGGACUAG